Messenger RNA from Nannospalax galili (Upper Galilee mountains blind mole rat), 555 nucleotides. It is a transcript of the gene Cfap299, whose product is annotated as cilia and flagella associated protein 299. The record is from RefSeq and is a predicted model, not a curated record. The coding region runs from base 1 to 432 and encodes 143 amino acids. NCBI's taxonomy places the organism in Eukaryota, Metazoa, Chordata, Mammalia, Rodentia, Spalacidae. The transcript has 4 exons.
AUGCAACACUUGAACUGGAGCUCGGUGUGUGAAAUGUUUCAUAACUACAGCUUCUCUUGCCAGACUGUGAUCUUCAUUCGUGACAAAAAUUCUCAUGGGCAAGAAGUGUCAGGAUAUAUCGACUAUGCCCACAGACUAAAGACUGAAGAUUUUGAAGUCUAUUUUACUGGGAAAAGGAAACUUCUUCCAAGGACCACAGAUAUGAGCUUUUACAACUGGGACAGUCAUGUUGCUAUCUGCAAUUCAAGUCCUAAUUAUCAAGUGAUUGCUGACAACCCCGAAGGCUUACUUUUUAAAUAUAAAAGAGACAGAACAAUUCUCAAUGUGGACCCAAGGGCUCACCCAGGUGACAACUCUACUAGAGUCCCCAUCCAGACAGAGCUCUACACACAUGCUGUCCUUUUUGACCACAUUUACAGAAGGAAGAUUUAAGCACCAACACAGUGCAUGGUUUCUUUAUCGUUCGCUGAAUUUCAGUGAAUUCUGUGGUCAGAAGCAAAGUGGAAUCAUUAAUGAGCCCUAUAGCUAGAAGGCAAAUUAGAGUAAUAAAAGUUA